AAUCCUAAGAGCUUCUCUGAUUUUCUUUUCUCCUUCCUUCAAUUCGUAGUCCUCUUGGAGUUGUACGUAUCAAGAGAAAGUAACCAUGGCAUGGGUUUGGACAACGCUUGCUGUGUUUGCUGCAGCUUUGUCUCUCAUUCAUGGUCUUUUAAUGAAGACGAAAGCCAAGAAACUACUGCCACCAGGUCCAAGAGGGCUUCCCAUUUUGGGACACCUUCACUUGCUUGGUAAAAAUCCCCAUCAGGAUUUGAGCAAGCUAGCCAAACACUACGGUCCUAUCAUGCAUUUGCGAUUCGGCUUCCUUGACACCAUCGUGGCUUCAUCUCCUCAUGCUGCACAGCUCUUCCUCAAGACUCAUGACCUUGUGUUUGCAAGCAGACCACCUAUUGAGGCAGCUAAGUAUAUAUCUUAUAAUCAAAAGAAUAUGUGUUUUAGCCCAUAUGGUCCUUACUGGCGCAACAUGCGCAAAUUGUGUACAUUACAGUUGCUUAGUAAUCACAAGAUCAAUUCAUUUCAAGCCACGAGAAGAGAAGAAUUGCGUUAUCUUAUCGACUCACUCAAGCAAUCAGCUCUGGAUCGUGUGGCUGUUGAUCUAAGUGCUAAAGUUUCUGACUUGAGUGCAGACAUGAGUUGCAGGAUGGUGGUUGGGAAGAAGUACGAGAAUAAGGACAUUGAUGCCAGGGGUUUCAAAGGUGUGAUUAACGAACUUAUGCAGCUAUCAGCUAUACCAAAUCUUGGGGAUUAUUUUCCUUAUCUUGGUAAGCUUGACUUUCAAGGAUUAACUAGACGAAUGAAGGUCCUCGCCAAAGUCAUUGAUCGGUUCCUUGAGAGGAUCCUUGAUGAGCAUGAACAGAGUGGAAGCAGUGAUAAGAUGACAAAGGAUUUUGUAGAUAUCAUAUUGUCCAUCAUGAAGUCCGGAGAGACUAAGUUUCAAUUCAAUCGUGAACAUGUCAAAUCUGUUUUGAUGGAUAUGCUUGCGGGAUCAAUAGAUACUUCAUCAAGUGCAAUUGAGUGGAUUAUGACAGAACUCUUGAGACAUCCACAAGUAUUGAAGAAAGUUCAACACGAAUUAGAAAGUAAGGUUGGUUUGGAUAGGAUGGUGGAUGAAUCAGAUUUGGAGGAUCUAAACUAUUUAGAAAUGGUCAUGAAAGAAUCCUUUAGACUUCAUCCUCCAGGGCCAUUACUUAUCCCUCAUGAGGCAAUGGAGGAUUCCACCGUUGAUGGCUUUCACAUACCCAAAAAAGCACGAAUCAUUAUAAAUGUUUGGUCAAUUGGACAUGAUCCAAAUGUGUGGGUUGAUCCUGAGAAUUUUAUCCCAGAGAGGUUUGAAGGUUGCAAUAUAGACUAUCGCGGGAGCAAUUUUGAAUUUAUUCCUUUUAGCUCUGGUAGAAGAAGCUGUCCUGGUUUACAACUUGGAAUUACUGUGGUAAGAUUGGUGGUAGCACAACUAGUGCACUGCUUUGAUUGGAAACUUCCAAAUGGUAUGUCACCUGAAGAGUUAGACAUGACUGAGGAAUUUUCUCUUGUGAUGCCUCGUGCCAAGCACUUGAUAGCUGUUCCCCACUAUCGCUUAAAUAUUUAAGCGAAUGAGUGUUUAAAAAGCUUAUUUCUUUACAUAAAUAAUUAAGGAAAUACAAAACUUCUUGUAAGGUGGUGAAUAUCAUCUAGUUGUCGAAAUUGUUUGUAUUUUCGGAGCUGUUUGUAAUUGGCAUCGCUAGUGAAUUGAUUUUCGGUGGUGGAAUGCUUGUAGUUUGUUUGUAUGAAUGGAUGCAAGUAGUGUUUAAGUUUUCUA
Molecule: messenger RNA, 1792 nt
Organism: Ipomoea nil (Japanese morning glory)
Lineage: Eukaryota; Viridiplantae; Streptophyta; Magnoliopsida; Solanales; Convolvulaceae
Product: cytochrome P450 CYP736A12-like
Exons: 2
Coding region: 86-1582 (498 amino acids)
Molecular function (GO): heme binding; iron ion binding; monooxygenase activity
Source: RefSeq, a predicted model, not a curated record